AUGCCGGACAAGCAGGACAGGUUUACCGAAUUUCAGGGCCUGAUAAGGGCACACGGAGACGUGCAGAUCCGCUGGAUCCCAGGUCAUGCCAACAUACCAGGCAAUGAGGAGGCCGACGGCCUCGCCAAAGCAGGAUGCCUGCAACCCGAACCACCAGGGGCCAUGCCAUCCCUGGCGCACCUGCGUAGACUGGCCAGGCAACAAUCGAAGGACGCUUUCAACACAUGGUGGGCCGUCGAGGCGCCAGGGUCAUACAGACCUCUAGACCUCGAAGCCACCACAAGUUGUCCUCUGGAGCUCACGCUGUCAAGAGCGACGCUCCACAACCUUCUUGCCGCAAGAUCUCGGCACGGAGACUUCGCCGACUACCACGAGCGUUUCAACCAUGACGAUGCGAGUCUAGACCGCUCAUGCGGACGACGCAAGACGCCAGAACACCCCUUCUACUGCAGAAAGAUACCGCCUCGGCUCCGGAUGAGGCUGAUCCCCUCACCGGCCGAAGCGAUACACCAUGCGGUAGGCAAGGGCUUCAAAGCCUUCGUCGCGAUGACAUCGGAAUGCUCCUUCUUCCAAAGGAUCUGCCCGCGCUAUUAG
Molecule: messenger RNA, 594 nt
Organism: Hirsutella rhossiliensis
Lineage: Eukaryota; Fungi; Ascomycota; Sordariomycetes; Hypocreales; Ophiocordycipitaceae
Product: RNase H domain-containing protein
Exons: 2
Coding region: 1-594 (197 amino acids)
Molecular function (GO): nucleic acid binding; RNA-DNA hybrid ribonuclease activity
Source: RefSeq, a predicted model, not a curated record